GGACACGAUCAGGGAAUUGGACGUCUUCGACAUCCAAAAUGAGCUCGAAAAGAUCUCUAAAAAUGAUUUCAAGGUCUCUAUAAGGCUCUCAAGCGGAGAUGUUCUCUUGCAAACUCGUGACGCACAACAAUUGAAUGCCCUCAAAAAUUUGUCUACAUUCGGGCCUGAUAAUAAACCAGUCAGUGUUUCCGAGAAUGGGGUUCUAAACCAAUCCCAUGCAAUAAUACGAUGCAAAGAAAUAAUGAAACUCGAGAUAAAGAGAAUAAUUGAGGGAUUAUCAGCACAAAAGGUUGUGAAUGUUCAAAGGUUGAAGAGAAAAGUUGGCAAUUCCUGGGUGGACACGGCUACGCACGUGCUCACUUUUGACUCUCCCACAAUUCCCGCCGAAAUGAAAGUAGGAUUUCUCACAGUGAAAACAGAAAUUUAUAUUCCAUCUCCCUUCCGCUGUGCAGUGUGUCAGAAGCUUGGUCACACUAAAAAGCGCUGCAAUUCGAAACAAAACAAACCUACUUGCGGCUUUUGUGCCGAAGAAUACCACAUGUACGGCCCUUGUCUUCCUCCGAAAUGUGUGAACUGCCGCGGUGAACACCCAAGUUCCUACAAAUUGUGCCCCAAAUUCAUUGAAGAAAGGGAGAUAAAUGCAAUCAGGGUGACGAUGAGAAUCCCGUAUAAUCUCGCCAGAGAAGAACUACAGAGGAGGAAAGGAACUUUUCCUUCUUCUUCCCCAAUCAAUGCUCCUAAGCCAACCCAUAAUUCCCUUUCUUCGGGGAGAUCUGCCGAAAAAUCUACCUUUUCCCAAAUAGUCAUCCGUUCACAGCAACCAUCAACUUCAUCAAGCAAUACCCUGACAAGUACAAACCCAAACACCAAAAUGAUCUCUAAAUCUAAGGAGAAGUUAAAUGUUAAUUCGGUAUCGAAGCCUCAACGUCAAAAGAAAAUCACACCCAAAGCUUUCAAGAAAAUCAUGGCAGAAGAACUUUCAAGUUCACAAAUCAGCUCAUACUCACAAUCUCCUUCUCAAAACUCAAACAAUCAAAACUCCCUUUCAAACGCCAACAUUACACCAUCUACUGAACCAAACCACCAUCAAAUUAGCCAAAACUACAAUUCAUUCAAGAAUGACAACAACUCACACAACCCACAAGAUCAAGCCACUGGCUUUACCGGCUUUGCCGAAACAGAACUUAAUCUCACUCCCCCCUCCCAAAUCACUUUUCCCCUUUCCCAUCCCUCCCCCAUUCCUUCCUCUUCCCUUUCCCUUCCCCACACCUCAGACCCCCCUGACCCCCAAUACUGUCCCUCCCCACCGGACUCCGAACUCGACGACGACAUGGACUAUUCAUCCCCCUCACCUGAAAAUAAAUCUCCUGGCGACGAUUCACCGUCUCACAGUGAUUCGUCUAUGUAAAACACUUUAUGGCCAAUAAUUCAAGAAAUAUUGCACACAAUUCUCAAUCGAAUUCCGUCUCAAAUAGUCAACAUCCUACUCCAGUCCCGAUCUGCUCUUUUUUGCAAUGGAACUGUCGAGGUUUUUGGCCUCGGAAAUCAGAACUCGAUUUAAUUUCAAAAUCAAAAUCCCCGACUGCAAUUGCUCUUCAAGAAACACAUUUAAAAAUUAACCCGAAAGAUCCUUAUUAUCCACAUUUAAAUGGUUACACAGCCUAUCAUUCUAACACCUCCAGUAAUCCUAAGAUGAGUGGAGGAGUUUCUAUAUUCAUACAAAAUGGUUGGAAUUCUCACAGGAUCCCCCUUAAAACCAAAAUUGAAGCUAUCGCUGUUCGUAUAUCAUGGCAUAUCCCAAUUUCAUUAGUUUCAAUUUACAUUAGCCCAAGUACUUUUAUUCCUAAAGAAAAACUUUUUCACCUAUUUAACCAAAUUCCUCCCCCCUACUUGAUCAUGGGGGAUUUUAACGCUAGCCACUCUCUUUGGGGCAGUAAUAAAGUUGACUACCGUGGACAUAUGUUAGAAGACAUAAUAACUAGUAACAAUUUGGUCUUACUUAAUGACGGAUCGGCUACAAACUUAUCAGUUGCUCACGGAACAUUUAAUGCUGUCGAUGUAACCCUAUGCGAUCCUUCCUUGGCCUCCAGGCUUAUUUGGGAAGUAUCUCAGGACCUACAUGCUAGUGACCAUUUCCCGAUAUUUAUAACAGAUAUAGACUCUCCUCCUAAUAAAAUAACAAAAAAUCAAAAAUGGGUUGAAAGUUCUGCAGAUUGGGACAAAUUCCAAACAAUUCUUCAAACCAAUGAUC
This is a messenger RNA of Lutzomyia longipalpis, 2251 nucleotides long. Its product is annotated as nuclear pore complex protein Nup214-like. The transcript has a single exon. Bases 242 to 1408 code for a protein of 388 amino acids. NCBI's taxonomy places the organism in Eukaryota, Metazoa, Arthropoda, Insecta, Diptera, Psychodidae. The record is from RefSeq and is a predicted model, not a curated record.